This is a messenger RNA of Aspergillus homomorphus CBS 101889, 2260 nucleotides long. Its product is annotated as putative acyl-CoA dehydrogenase. The record is from RefSeq and is a predicted model, not a curated record. Lineage: Eukaryota; Fungi; Ascomycota; Eurotiomycetes; Eurotiales; Aspergillaceae. The transcript is spliced from 5 exons. Bases 491 to 2128 code for a protein of 545 amino acids. Gene Ontology annotation, molecular function: flavin adenine dinucleotide binding; oxidoreductase activity, acting on the CH-CH group of donors.
UUCCCAUUCACAAUCCAUGAUUAGUUCUCCUCCUCCCACUUUGUAACUACUCCGAGAGCUGUUCUCCGCUGCCGAUCGGGACUCUGUCUCAUUGUAUCCACUGCACUAUACAUUCUCAUUGAUUGGACUUACCCGGGGAAACCGUUUCAUUGAGGGCCGCUGUCAGGGAGAGGCCUCCGUGACCCAAAGCUGAGCCAGCCCGCACCCUGCUUUUGUGCUCUCUGCUGACCCUCUUAUAUUGGACCCGCUUCUUCUUCUUCUUCUUCUUCUUCUUCCUCCCUCCUUUCUUUCUCUCCUACCCCAGAUCUCUUUCCCUCCCUUUUUUUGCGGCCCAUUCCUUUCUCUUGUCUUACCGUCUUACCCCGGAUUUCGACCCCACUGUCGCCCCCUGUGAAACGCAGUGCGACCCGGGAGCACCGCAUCUACACCUACUUAUACCUACCUACGGAAUCCUACAUAUAUUUGUUUCUUCCUCUAAUCAUCGUACAGAAUGGCCAAGACAUUUUCCAAAGACGACGUAGCUUCGCACAGCAAACCGGACAACUUGUGGGUGGUGAUCGAUGAGGAUGUGUAUGACCUGACCAAGUUCCAGGAGGACCACCCGGGCGGCAAGAAAAUCCUGCAACGAGUGGCCGGUAAAGACGCAUCGAAGCAAUUCUGGAAGUACCAUAAUGAGGGAAUCUUGAAGAAGUACAAGGGCCAGCUUCAAAUCGGAUCCUUGGAUACGAAGAAGGCGGCCGCACCGGCGCCAGCACCAGAAUCUGCUCCGGCCAAGCAACAGGCAUCAAAGACUCCAGUGGGGCCCGUUGAUGUGGUCUCUGCGAAGUCGCUAGAAGCUCAGGAGCCUUUCGGCGACCUCAUCCCCUUUGCGGACCCGGCUUGGUAUCAUGGGUACCACUCGCCCUACUUCAACAAGACGCAUGCCGCCCUUCGCGAGGAGGUUCGGCAGUGGGUGGACACGGAGAUUGAGCCCAACGUGACGGAAUGGGAUGAAAGCAAGAACGUCCCCGAACGCAUCUACAAACAGAUGGGCGAGCGGGGAUAUCUGGCCGGCUUGCUGGGAAUGAAGUACCCGGUUCAGUAUACCUCUAAGCGGGUGCAAUCCGUUGCCCCGGAAAACUGGGACCUGUUCCAUGAGAUGCUUCUCACCGAUGAACUGUCUCGCUCUGGUAGCGGUGGUUUCGUAUGGAAUUUGAUCGGUGGCUUUGGAAUCGGAUGCCCCCCCUUGGUCAAGUUCGGAAAGAAGCCUCUGGUUGAGAGGAUUCUGCCGGGUAUCUUGGCUGGUGACAAGCGGAUAUGUUUGGCUAUCACGGAGCCCGAUGCGGGUAGUGAUGUCGCCAACCUCACUUGUGAGGCCAAGCUGACGCCCGAUGGGAAGCACUACAUCGUGAACGGCGAGAAGAAGUGGAUCACCAACGGUAUCUGGAGCGACUACUUCACCACUGCAGUUCGCACCGGCGGCCCUGGCAUGAACGGCAUCAGCGUGCUGCUCAUCGAGAGGGAGCAGGGUGGUGUUAGUACUCGACGCAUGGAUUGCCAGGGUGUCUGGAGCAGUGGCACCACGUAUAUCACGUUUGAGGAUGUGAAGGUGCCGGUGGAGAACCUCAUUGGCAAGGAGAACCAAGGCUUCAAGGUGAUCAUGACCAACUUUAACCACGAGCGCAUUGGCAUUGUCAUCCAGUGCGUGCGGUUCGCUCGUGUCUGUUAUGAGGAGUCGAUGAAGUAUGCACACAAGCGCAAGACCUUCGGUAAGAAGCUCAUUGACCACCCGGUCAUCCGAAUGAAGUUGGCGCACAUGGCUCGUCAGAUUGAGGCGACGUACAAUUGGCUUGAGAACAUCAUCUAUCAAUGCCAAUCAAUGGACGAGACGGAAGCGAUGCUCAAACUGGGAGGCGCUAUUGCUGGGUUAAAAGCGCAGGCCACGACUACGUACGAAUUCUGUGCGCGCGAGGCCAGCCAGAUCUUUGGCGGUCUCAGCUACAGCCGAGGUGGCCAGGGUGGCAAGGUUGAGCGACUCUACCGUGACGUUCGGGCCUAUGCUAUCCCUGGUGGUAGCGAAGAGAUCAUGUUGGAUCUCAGCAUGCGCCAGAGUCUGCGGGUGCAUCAGCUGUUUGGGCUGAAGUUGUGAAGUUAUAGGGCCGGCAUGAUGCCAAGUAUAAGAAUCUGCAGGGGUAUUGAGGGUUCCAAUAUCAACCAGUCUGUAGUAUAACAAUCAGGAUUGAAUCCAGAGGUAUGAACGCGUUAGUAUAUUGCAAGCACU